GGUGUGGCUCAGUCUGGCCGUGAAAGUUGAUCGAAUCGCGCACGUUUUGCUGGUUCUCGCGAACAUUUUGGUUGUGCAAUUCUGGUGCUUUGAUUUUUUUUUUGGAUUGUUGUUUGUGUAUAGGCGGAACUCUUGCUAUUUUGUUUUCUUGCUUUGCUAAAUCGCGUCGCCCAUAUUGUUGUUUAGUUGUGAUCAAUCAGUCAGUUCCAAGUAGAUUAGCGGACUCUAGUCACUGCAUUUAUGGUGCCAAGUUUUUUGAUACUGUGUUCAUUUCAAGUGUUGUAACUUCAGUGAUUAAGCGGUUUUGCGAUUUGCUGUUUUUUUUUGCGGGCGUACUUGUUGCUUUUGUUUGAGUAGCGGCACACUUAUUGGUGGAGAAUGGCUCAUCCAGCAUCCAGAGCCGAGAACGGCCAUCACAACGGCACCAACGGCGGGCACGAUCCCCACGAGAGCUUGGACGGAGAGGAAACUCUGGCCAUUAUCCGUCGGAAUUUAAAAUCGAGCGCCAUGGACGACGAAGGAACGCACUUCGAUUCGAACUUUCCGCACGUUUUCGUCGUGUUCGGUGCUUCCGGAGAUUUGGCAAAAAAGAAGAUCUACCCCACACUUUGGUGGCUGUAUCGGGACGGUCUGCUCCCGUCAGUAACCAGAUUCUUCGGAUAUGCGCGAAGCAAACUCAGCGUUUCACAGUUACGUGAAAAGUGCCAUCCUUAUAUGAAGGUUGAGCCAGAUCAACAGGAGCGAUACGAACAAUUUUGGGCCGAAAAUUUCUACGUUGCCGGAAGCUAUGAUGGUCGCCGAGACUUUGAACUGUUGAACCAGGAGAUUUCCAAAUUUGAAACGGGACGGGUCGCAAAUCGUCUGUUCUAUCUGGCCUUACCACCGUCUGUGUUCGAACCAGUUACGGUUCACAUUCGAAACACCUGUAUGGGAUCGAAGGGUUGGAAUCGAAUCAUCGUCGAGAAGCCGUUCGGUCGCGAUGCCGAAAGUUCAAACAAAUUAAGCGAUCAUUUGGCUAAAUUGUUCACAGAAGAACAGCUGUACCGAAUUGAUCACUACCUAGGCAAGGAGAUGGUUCAGAAUCUGAUGACGAUUCGUUUUGGGAAUCAAAUUUUCAGUCCCACGUGGAAUCGUAACAACGUGGCGUCGGUUUUGAUCACUUUCAAGGAACCUUUCGGAACUCAGGGUCGUGGAGGAUACUUUGACGAUUUUGGCAUCAUUCGCGAUGUGAUGCAAAAUCAUUUGUUGCAGAUUUUAUCUCUCGUUGCCAUGGAGAAGCCGGCUACCUGCCACCCGGAUGAUAUCCGUAACGAAAAGGUGAAGGUUUUGAAGAGCAUCGAGCAGCUAACCAUUGACGAUGUGGUGUUGGGACAGUACGUUGCCAAUCCGAAUGGCCAAGAUGAAGAUUCCCGUAUGGGAUACCUGGAUGAUCCAACUGUUCCGAAAGGUUCAGUAACACCCACAUUUGCCUUAGCGGUACUUAAGAUCAACAAUGAGCGAUGGGAUGGUGUUCCGUUUAUUCUGAGAUGCGGAAAGGCUUUGAACGAGCGUAAGGCAGAAGUCAGAGUUCAGUAUCAGGAUGUUCCGGGAGAUAUUUUCGAUGGUAAACCCAAACGUAAUGAACUGGUGAUUCGAGUUCAGCCAGGUGAAGCUCUCUACGUAAAAAUGAUGACAAAAUCUCCUGGAAUUACUUUCGAUAUGGAAGAAACAGAGCUAGACCUCACAUACGGUCAUCGGUACAAGGACGUAAAACUUCCGGACGCUUACGAGCGACUUAUUCUUGAUGUGUUCUGUGGCUCACAAAUGCAUUUCGUUCGAUCUGAUGAACUGUUUGAGGCUUGGCGUAUUUUUACUCCUAUUUUACAUUUCAUUGAACGCGAACGACCAGAGCCGAUCAAGUACCUGUAUGGAUCACGUGGUCCUAAGGAGGCCGACAAAAAAUGUGACGACAAUAACUUCAAAUACUAUGGCUCGUACAAGUGGCAUAAGAAACAUUAAUCGACAACUCGCCAGUUAUACUUCUUCGAUUCACAACUGAGUUCAUCAUUGUUUUCUUUUAUACUACCAUUGUAUUUGGAUCUUUUUAGCAGGAGUUCAUGUAUUUAUUUUCCCAUUCAAUUUCGUACAUUGUUAUACGUUUAUUACUAGGACGUCUGAGGCGUGGAAUUCUCAACCCUUGAAGGGAACGGAGUUUUUUUUUUAUUAUCGAUAAUACUGUUUGUUAUAAAAAGUCUGCUUUGUGAAUUGGUGGAAAAUGUGUUUAAUCAUAGUUGUACAAAAUUUCCAUUUCCAAAUAAAACCAUUCCUUUUUAUACGUUA
Messenger RNA from Uranotaenia lowii, 2319 nucleotides. RefSeq names its product glucose-6-phosphate 1-dehydrogenase (gene Zw). Gene Ontology annotation, molecular function: glucose-6-phosphate dehydrogenase activity; NADP binding. NCBI's taxonomy places the organism in Eukaryota, Metazoa, Arthropoda, Insecta, Diptera, Culicidae. The record is from RefSeq and is a predicted model, not a curated record. The transcript is spliced from 4 exons. Gene Ontology annotation, biological process: pentose-phosphate shunt, oxidative branch; glucose metabolic process. The coding region runs from base 379 to 1998 and encodes 539 amino acids. Gene Ontology annotation, cellular component: cytosol.